AUGUUCAAACUUGCGAUCACAACCAAGGAACUUGGGACUGUGAUGAGGUCCCUGGGUCAGAAUCCCACGGAGGCGGAACUCCAGGACAUGAUUAACGAAGUGGACGCGGAUGGCAACGGCACGAUUGACUUCCCUGAGUUCCUAACGCUGAUGGCCCGUAAGAUGAAGGAUACAGAUUCGGAAGAGGAGUUGAUCGAGGCCUUUAAGGUCUUCGACAGAGACGGCAACGGCCUGAUUUCCGCAGCUGAGCUACGGCACGUGAUGACGAAUCUGGGAGAGAAGCUAACGGACGAGGAGGUCGACGAGAUGAUUAGAGAGGCAGACAUAGACGGAGACGGGCAGAUCAACUACGAGGAGUUCGUGGGCAUGAUGCUUGCCAAGUGA
Messenger RNA from Eimeria acervulina, 384 nucleotides. Its product is annotated as calmodulin, putative. NCBI's taxonomy places the organism in Eukaryota, Apicomplexa, Conoidasida, Eucoccidiorida, Eimeriidae. Gene Ontology annotation, molecular function: calcium ion binding; enzyme regulator activity. The record is from RefSeq and is a predicted model, not a curated record. The transcript is spliced from 3 exons. Bases 1 to 384 code for a protein of 127 amino acids.